AUGAUCAUUGAAUUACGUCGUUUGGGUGUUAGUCUGUUAUGCUUAGCAGUGGGUCUGAGUAUUGCAUCGUUGAAUACUGUUCAUAAGGAGACUGUAUCAGCUGUUGCUGGCUUAAUCAUUUUAGGCACUGUAUGCCUAUUAGUCAUCAUCUUAUUGGACGCCAUUGCACUGUGUUCGGAUGUAUUCGCCUCACGUGCUGCUUAUACAACUGUACGUUUCAUCAUAUUAUACUUGGGUGCUGCAGCUCUCUUGAUUGGCAUAUUAGUGUACACAUCAUUGGUCGGACAUCAUUGGUCAUACUUCUUCGCAGUGACUGGAGCUGUACUAGCAACACAAGUGGCUAUAUUGGCAAUUAUGUUGUCAAAAUGUGUCACCGUUCGAACCACUACAACAACGAGAACAAUUCGAGAAAGUCGUUUGGCACAUCGGUAA
Schistosoma guineensis is the source of this 432-nucleotide messenger RNA. Lineage: Eukaryota; Metazoa; Platyhelminthes; Trematoda; Strigeidida; Schistosomatidae. The record is from the annotation of a GenBank genome assembly.